AUGGGAACUGAAAUAAUCCGGCCUCAAAACUGUUUAGUUGACCGGAUUAGAGAUCCUCCGGCAUCUAUUUUUCACACUCGGAGGAACAAUUUUCACCGGAGACCGCCUCUCCGGCCUGACCAUAGAAGACGAUUCGGCUCCGUUGAUUUCAGAACGACGGCGAAAGAUUUCGUUCGGAGAAGAGGAGAGUCUUUCGAUUCGAUUUCGAACAUCAAAGCUCGGAAUUCGAAUCAACCGGAGGUUUACGCCGGAUCUUCGAUUUUCGUUGUUUCUCCGGCGCCGAGCUCGUUGCCAUUGCCGUCGUUCUCGAGGAGGAAUGCGAAAACUCAAGUCGUCGUUGUCUCCGUUGAUGAUUCAGCGUCUCAGGAUCUCCGGCGACUUCUCCGGUUGGAAUUUUGA
Messenger RNA from Arabis nemorensis, 399 nucleotides. Lineage: Eukaryota; Viridiplantae; Streptophyta; Magnoliopsida; Brassicales; Brassicaceae. The record is from the annotation of a GenBank genome assembly.